This is a messenger RNA of Blastomyces dermatitidis ER-3, 4398 nucleotides long. RefSeq lists its product as uncharacterized. Lineage: Eukaryota; Fungi; Ascomycota; Eurotiomycetes; Onygenales; Ajellomycetaceae. The transcript has 2 exons. Bases 3016 to 3918 code for a protein of 300 amino acids. The record is from RefSeq and is a predicted model, not a curated record.
UUCGAUACGUCCCCAGCUCGUGACGGACAGGUUCGAUGUAGAGCCGGGUCAAUGGGCGCAGCCCCAAAAGUGACGGGAGCCACGGUGGAAGCCGAUGUGAGAGAACCGGGGAACGGGUGGAGGAGUGGCGAUAAUAUGGGAAUGGAAACGAUUAAACCAUAUCUAAUAUAAACGAUGCUGGAGAGAAGAUGGAGUAAGUACAUGUAAUUGAGGGUUGAUAACGGGGCAAGAAGAGAGAAAUAUUUUUUUUACUUUUAUGUUUUGUUUUUGCAGAUCUGGCAUCUGGGGGGACGACGAUAAAGGAGUUGGUGGCGGCUGUUAGGCGGGUUUGGGCGGUGUUCGCACGGCUAGGGGGCGAUCUACAGCGUCGUCCGGGGCGGGAACAAGAGCCUGGAACUCUCCAUUAUUGCUACGUAAUAUUUAGUUGCGAAGACUCCCGCCAGGACAGUAUCUUAUAUUCAACUUAAUUUUUUGCGUCGUUCUCUAUUGUGCAUUACCUAGAUUCUCACGUUUGAAGCAGCCUUCGAUCUUCAAUGUACUCCGUAGUGAGUUGCAAACAAAAUAAAUAAUAAAUUAUUGCGCCUCUCCUGCGUGGUACAACUUAAAAUUACACUUGUCCAACCUCGCCCGGCUCUUUGAUUGAGCUUGUUUCUUGCUUCUCAAAACGAUACAGGAAGUAAUCAACAGUACUUCAUGCAGCCAGUCACAGAAGACAUUAAAAGGGUAUUUUACGAGUGUAACGUUGUGUCCUAUUGCCUUGCCGGCUUCUGGGAUAACAUGUGCACCGAAAUGCUCCUUUUAGUUUCUAAAUUCCGGAGAAUUGCUUUGCUACGCUGCAAUAAUUCUCCAACUUCUCUUGAUAGCUGCAGAAAUAAUGCAGCAAAGGUUAUCUAUUUGUGAUAAAGAACCGGCAUGAUCGUAUCCCUCAUGGGUCGCCAGGCUAUCAAUCACAAAACAGUGCAGUACCUUGUGCAUGGCUAUAUUUCAUCUAUACGCCGAGUAAGGAUGUAUAUUACAUACCGCCCUGGUACUCUCAGAGCCACAUAGGCCCGUGGAUCAGAUCUGACCGCGUUCGUAGGCUCAAGUCAACAAAGCUGCGCAGAAAGAUGCCAAAUCUGCUCUUAUCCUAAAUGAGAACUCUCGAUGUCCCUCCAGAUAUCAGAAAAAUGCUCAUGAGCGUCAUUUUGACAUCAACUGGCAAAAGGAGUUAUGUGAGUGCUGUUGAAUCUCGCAUAGUCGAGAACAUUGCCAGCUUUGUAUGAGGAGCUGCAGAAUUGCAUCACCGGCUAGAUGGAGGGAACGAGCUAGGUCGGUUUAUAGGAUGUGAACCAUAUUUGAGAUCUCGUAUUUUAAUUCUGUCAUGGAAUGCAUCAGCUUCGAGCUAUCAGUGAAACAGAGAAGGAGAAGAGUGAAAGAAGAGAGCCGCCCAUGCACAACGAACGUAUUUGGUUUUGCUAGAACCAUCAGCUUCAUGAUGGUAACCAGUUGACGAGAGAGAGUUAUCACUUCUAAAUCAAUCUGAAUCAACGACGGAAAUACUUAUAAUCGCGGAUUGCUAAAUAAAAGUUUCCCAUCAGGGGGUAAAGGUAAGUUCUAACCUAUCGCCACAGUGAGAUAUCGGGUUUAAGUUGACAAUCUCCUGCAAAUCAGGCGCUCAUUCUAGCGCGCAGCGUGAUGGAGUGGAGAGCGUGGUGGGAUCGAGGGAGGGAAAAGAAAAAAGAAAAAAGAAAAAAGAAAAAGAAAAAGAGAAUUGUAGGCUAUAGAAGCCGUGAAAUAUAAAAGAACAUCCCCUCUGGUAGUCUUUUAACGGGACUGCACAUCGGAGUGACCACAGUCUAAGCGAAUUGAUCCAUCAUCCACCGCAGAGCAGACCACCCGCCUCGAGAGGACAGCAUGAGGUCGCAACAUUUGGUUGCCCGAGAAGUUCCUGGACAUAUUCAAUGGAAGGAAAAUAUAUUGAUCUCCUAGUUACACAGUUAAGUAUCAGUCAUCCCCAAUUCUGACGAGAGGGUUUUUAUAAAUGGACGUUUGACCAAGAGCCGCCCCAAAGCGAACCCGGCAGAGCUCAUGCUACAGUGUCAAAAUAAGCAUGAAAAGAACACAUCCGGUACCUAGAUAUAGCAGUGCAAAAUUGCCCUAAGUAUCCAGCAACGAUGCCUGUAACUGUGUCUGUGCCUGAGCAAAUGCUAGGGUCCUGGACAUGGCAACAUUAUGGAGCUUGUGGAUGGGCGCUCCAUAAGGCUAUGAUGCUUACAGAUAUGAGUUGGAAGAUCCAUGGAUGCUGAUCCUACAAUUCUUUCUGGGAAUUAUCAUGUCCCUCGGGAGCGUUGUAUCCUGUCUUGAGCCUCUUUCCCACUCCGGGAAAACAUUUUUCUUUCGGGAACGAAACGAGCACGCUAAGAAGACGGGAUAUUUAAAUAAGGGUCGAAAGGACGCUAAACCGACUCAACUACGCAGCUAGUUUCUUAAAAAAGGAAAUAUUUGUGGAUGAACUCAAGUAGGCGAUUGGGCUCCAUAUCUCUCAGAGCACAUCAAGCAUCGAAAAUAUUCAAGCGCCGGCCCCCAUGGGCCAUUGUCCAUGGGCCCACAGCAAAAGACAGCGGACAGGCUCUCCUCCUCACUCUUCAAGGGAGGAGGCUCCGAAAUGCCGCCAAACAGGGGCAACCUGAUACGCCCAAUGGCUGGCCGAAGGAUUCCACUGUCACAUUGGUUGGCUUUCCAAAUCCUUCCUUCGUUGGCGCGAUGCGGGCCGAGAACAUGAAGGAUUUCCUUCUGCCUUUUAGUCGUCCCCAGGGUCACCGAACUCGAUGGUGAAUUUUUGGUUCUUUCAGAGCUUCCUCACACGUUGUGUUUCUUCCUUCCUUCAACUCUCGACUCCGUCAUAAAUCGUCAGAGCUUGGGAUUCUGCGGAGAACGACAGCAUUUCUCACAACCGUCGAGAACAGGCGAGGCACAACCGCCAUAUCUUCCUAACGACGAAACCUACGGAAAUAACACCGAACACCAGUGUUAGCUAUGGCGCGGUUCACCGCAACACUCCGCCUUGUCGCGACGUUGUUAUCAUUUUGCGCGAUCGGGGUGCGAUGUCAAGGGAGAAUGUGCUACGCCCUCGACGGCACUGAAUACCCUUUUGAUGUGCCAUGCACAAAUGACGAGGUUACCGUGUGCUGUAAUUCAAAAGACAUCUGCAUGUCAAAUGGACUCUGUUAUCUUCAAGGCUCACACGGUUCCGUGUUGUCAAGAGGAUCUUGCACGGAUAAAAACUGGGGCCCUGGCUGCUUUGCACCUUGUUCCAGUUACCAUCGCCACAUCGGCUUUCCCAUCGUCAAUUUUGGUUUCCAAGGGAAAGAUUCUAAAUACUGUUGCGGCGGCUUCGAAAUUGUCGACGGAAAGGUGGGCUGUCUAAACGGGGACUCAACCUUCUCGCUGCCUCCUGGUCAAGCUAUCGUAGGGGUAGCAGGUCUUGUCAACAACUCUUCCCCAAGCCCCACCCCCACCAGCACUGCCAGCACCACCAGCACUACCAGCACCACCAGUACGGGCACCAGAACCACCGGCACGGGCACCAGCACCACCGCCACUGGCACCAACACCGACCUCCCGCCUACGCCUACAGAUACCGGCUCACCCGUACACACCACUCCCCCCGUAACAACAUGUCCCUCUCCCCGUGACACAGUCAUCGGAGUUGGUAUCGGAGUCCCUCUCGGAGUCAUCGCUAUUGCCGCUCUUGCAUGGGCCAUCUGGGAGCGGAGUGGUAGACGCCAGGCACUGGCGGCUGCGUCGGCGGGCGGUGCUGUCUACUCCGCGCAAACUGAGUAUGCCCACCCACCCCACUACCAGAAGCCUGUUGCGGAGUUGUCUGAACGAGGUGUUAUUUCGGAAUUGAUGGGGAGCGGACAUCAUAACCAUAAAUAAGGGGGUAAAUGGAAUGAGAUGGGAUAGGGGCGAGUAUGGAGAGCCGGGAAGGGGAGGGGGUUCACGGAGCUAGUUCACGGUUUGCUUGCUAUGUACGAAUGGUAAUAAAAGUACUUAUCUGGGACUCCGCCGAGCCGAUGCAAAUAUAUUGGAAAUCAAGUGGGGAGAAAGAUACGUUCAGCUUGUGGCCGGCCCCUCGUAUUUUUUACCUUUAUUUUAUUUUACUUUAUAAUUUUUUUUUUCUUGUCCUUCUUGUGUGUAUUCUUUGUCUGAUUUUGUGUUUUAUCUGUUCAUCUUGAUGGUGUUGACAUUUCCGGCUUAGAUAGUACUUCUCCUUUUUUGCUGUGUAAGGGAGUCAUUGUUUAUUUAAAAUGGAUACCCAGGCACAUUACAUUGUUUUACUCGUGCUUUCGCUUCCCCCACCACACCUGUGGUUGUUUAAUAUCUGUAAAUUCUUUGAUACUACUAUAUUCUCUGCUC